AUGUGCACGAAUACUUCAUCCCUCAUAAGUUCUAGCUAUGGACGUAUAUUUACAGCGGUAUCAUUUGAUAGGCAGGAGUUCUACGUUCGGUUCAAGGGUCCAGAAGAGACACCGUUUACUGGCGGACACUGGAAAAUCCACGUCGAGUUACCAGAUCAAUAUCCCUACAAGAGCCCGAGCAUUGGUUUUGUCAACCGGAUCUUCCAUCCUAACAUCGAUGAACUCUCCGGAUCGGUUUGUCUCGAUGUCAUCAACCAAACUUGGUCGCCGAUGUACGACAUGAUCAACAUUUUCGAAGUCUUCCUCCCCCAGCUCCUUCGUUACCCGAAUCCUUCAGACCCAUUGAACGGCGAGGCGGCUGCAAUGUUGAUGAGGGAGCCCAAAAGCUACGAGGCCAAAGUGAAAGAGUACGUGGCCAAAUACGCUAGCAAAGAGGCCGUCGACGAUGUCGGGGAAGAUACCGAGUCGGAAGACGAAUUAAGUUCCGCCGGGAGCUACGAGUCCGGCGGGGAGGAACCCGCGGGCACGAUGGACGAUGUCUAG
Messenger RNA from Aspergillus campestris IBT 28561, 543 nucleotides. RefSeq names its product E2 ubiquitin-conjugating protein UBC8. The transcript has 4 exons. Gene Ontology annotation, molecular function: ubiquitin conjugating enzyme activity. Gene Ontology annotation, cellular component: nucleus. NCBI's taxonomy places the organism in Eukaryota, Fungi, Ascomycota, Eurotiomycetes, Eurotiales, Aspergillaceae. The coding region runs from base 1 to 543 and encodes 180 amino acids. The record is from RefSeq and is a predicted model, not a curated record. Gene Ontology annotation, biological process: ubiquitin-dependent protein catabolic process; protein polyubiquitination.